AUGACCAUGGUGUUUGCAGUGGAGGAAAUAAACCGUAAUUCAAGCCUGUUACCAGGUGUUAAACUUGGCUAUAGAAUUAUGGACAGCUGUGAUCAUGUCCACACCAGCCUGAGAGCUCUUUUGUCUUUAGUCAGUCCCCCCAAAGCUGUGAUGAGUGAGGAAAAUGUAACAGGGGAGAUAUUAGAUAGCAGUACAAAAUCCCAAGCUUUACCCUCAUGUCUGUCUGAUUCUUCUGUGUCGGCUGUGAUCGGCCUUGCAUCCUCUUCCCCUACAAGAGCUGUAGCUCACACCCUUGGCCCUUUCAACCUUCCACUGGUGAGUUAUUUUGCCACUUGUAGCUGUCUCACUGACAAGUAUAUGUACCCGUCAUUCUUGCGGACUGUGCCGAGUGAUCUCUUUCAAGUUAGAGGUCUUGUUCAGCUGGUCACCUUCUUAGGCUGGCUCUGGGUUGGCACAAUAGGGACUACGGAUGACUACAGUCACUAUGGAAUCCAAGAAUUUUCCAACCAGUUUAAACAACACGGUGGGUGUGUAGCAUUUCAUUUGACCAUCCCAAAAUCACCAACACCAGCUGAUAUACAAGAAAUGGCAGACAGGCUACAGAGUUCAACUGCAGUGGUGGUGGUGGUCUUUGCCACGGAGGGACAGCUGCAGGACCUAUUCUUCGAGGGCACGCUGGGCUUCUCCUUUCCUGGAGUCAGGAUCCCCGGCUUGAAAGAGUUCCUGUUGAAUGUCCGCCCUUCUCCCAAACCUGGAAUGGCAUUUGUCAACAUGUUCUGGGAAGAGCUGUUUAGCUGCAGGCUAGACACAUUUGAGGGAGCAGCUGAUGAAAACUAUAACAGUACUGCUGAAAAACCUGUAUGCACUGGUUCAGAGGAUCUGAGGUACACUGACAGCAGCUUUACUGAUGUAUCUCAGGUCAGAAUAUCCUAUAAUGUUUAUAAAGCUAUAUACGCCAUCGCCCAUGCUCUUCACACUUUAUUAAACUGUGAUUCUGCAGAACAUUACGGAAUGUGUGAGGAUCAUGAAUCAUUCACUUCUAGUCAGUUGCUGCAUCAACUGAAGACAGUGAAUUUCACCAACCAAUUUGAGGAGAAGGUUUAUUUUGACUCCAACGGAGAGCCGGUCCCUCUCUAUGACAUCAUUAACUGGCAGAAGGACAGCAAGGGGAAAAUUAGAUUUAUAAAAGUGGGAAGCUAUGAUGGUUCCGCUCCAUUGAAAGAACAAUUACAGAUAGAGCAGAGCACCAUUGUGUGGACCACAGGACAGUCACAGGUGCCUUCAUCUCUAUGUAGUCCUCCAUGCUCCCCUGGCAGCAGACAGGCCAGACGUCCAGGAGAGCCCCAAUGUUGCUUUGAUUGUUUGCCCUGUGCAGAUGGAGAGAUCAGCAACCAGACUGGUUCCACCGAGUGCACCAAAUGUGCAGAAUACUACUGGUCAGACAAAGACCAGGUGAAAUGCGUUGCUGGGGUCGAUGAAUUCCUCUCUUUCCACGACAUCAUGGGCAUCAUCCUGGUCGCACUCACACUGCUGGGCGUUGUCCUGACAACCAUCGUCACUGCUGUCUUUCAACGUUUCCGGUCCACACCGAUUGUCAAGGCCAACAACUCAGAAAUAAGUUUCCUGCUUCUCCUGUCCCUCAAGCUGUGCUUCUUGUGUUCCCUGGUGUUCAUUGGCCAGCCAUCUGUGUGGACAUGUAGGCUCCGCCAGGCAGCAUUUGGGAUUAGCUUUGUUCUCUGUCUUUCCUGCCUACUCGUUAAGACCAUAGUGGUUCUCUUGGCUUUUCGUACUAAUGUACCUGGUUCAAGGGCCCUGAAGCUGUUUGGUCCCUCUCAACAGCGGACUAUGAUCCUCUGCACUACAGCUCCUCAGAUUUGUCUCUGCGCUGGUUGUCUUUUGGGUGCACCUCCUUUCCCAUUCAAGAACUCAAACUACCAAGCCUCAACUGGAAAAAUUAUUGUGGAGUGUAAGGAGCCAUGGCCUCCUGGAUUUUAUCUGGUCCUGGGCUACAUUGGUCUACUGGCCUUCGUCUGCCUCAUCCUGGCGUUCCUUGGUCGCAAGCUACCUGAUACCUUCAAUGAGGCAAAGCUCAUCACCUUCAGCAUGCUGAUCUUCUUGGCCGUGUGGAUCUCUUUCAUCCCGGCUUAUGUCAGCUCUCCUGGGAAGUUCACUGUGGCUGUGGAAGUAUUUGCUAUAUUAGCCUCCAGUUUUGGACUGUUGCUCUGUAUUUAUUUGCCGAAAUGUUAUAUAAUAUUACUACAGCCUCAGAGAAACAUUAAGAAAGGAAUGACGGGAAAAUAUCUCACAUGA
Anoplopoma fimbria (sablefish) is the source of this 2310-nucleotide messenger RNA. RefSeq names its product extracellular calcium-sensing receptor-like. Lineage: Eukaryota; Metazoa; Chordata; Actinopteri; Perciformes; Anoplopomatidae. The record is from RefSeq and is a predicted model, not a curated record. Gene Ontology annotation, cellular component: membrane. The transcript has 12 exons. Gene Ontology annotation, biological process: G protein-coupled receptor signaling pathway. Bases 1 to 2310 code for a protein of 769 amino acids. Gene Ontology annotation, molecular function: G protein-coupled receptor activity.